Molecule: messenger RNA, 3891 nt
Organism: Gorilla gorilla gorilla (western lowland gorilla)
Lineage: Eukaryota; Metazoa; Chordata; Mammalia; Primates; Hominidae
Gene: NUS1
Product: NUS1 dehydrodolichyl diphosphate synthase subunit
Exons: 5
Coding region: 248-1129 (293 amino acids)
Cellular component (GO): dehydrodolichyl diphosphate synthase complex; endoplasmic reticulum membrane
Molecular function (GO): ditrans,polycis-polyprenyl diphosphate synthase [(2E,6E)-farnesyl diphosphate specific] activity
Source: RefSeq, a predicted model, not a curated record
AGAAGCCGCGUCAGAAUUCCACGCUGGCCAAUCAGAACUGUCCAUGUACUACUGGGGGCGGGGCUGCCAAGGGAGGAGGAAGAUGGCGGCGGGGGCGAGGUGAGGUGUUGGCAGUGGAAAGGGGUUCGGGCUUGGGGGGCGGGGGGACGCGGAGCGAUGGCCCGCGCCGGCCGCAGGGGCGGAUAAAAAGCCGUCGCGCCGCGGGAGUGGGCGGGAGGGAGAGGGGGUGUCCGAGGGCCACAAGAGUAUGACGGGGCUGUACGAGCUGGUGUGGCGGGUGCUGCACGCGCUGCUCUGUCUGCACCGGACGCUCACCUCCUGGCUCCGCGUUCGGUUCGGCACCUGGAACUGGAUCUGGCGGCGCUGCUGCCGCGCCGCCUCUGCCGCGGUCCUAGCGCCGCUCGGCUUCACGCUCCGCAAGCCCCCGGCAGUCGGAAGGAACCGCCGUCACCACCGGCACCCGCGCGGGGGGUCGUGCCUGGCAGCCGCACUCCACCGGAUGCGCUGGCGCGCGGACGGUCGUUCCUUGGAGAAGCUGCCUGUGCAUAUGGGCCUGGUGAUCACCGAGGUGGAGCAGGAACCCAGCUUCUCGGACAUCGCGAGCCUCGUGGUGUGGUGUAUGGCCGUGGGCAUCUCCUACAUUAGCGUCUACGACCACCAAGGUAUUUUCAAAAGAAAUAAUUCCAGAUUGAUGGAUGAAAUUUUAAAACAACAGCAAGAACUUCUGGGCCUAGAUUGUUCAAAAUACUCACCAGAAUUUGCAAAUAGUAAUGACAAAGAUGAUCAAGUUUUAAAUUGCCAUUUGGCAGUGAAGGUGCUGUCUCCGGAAGAUGGAAAAGCAGAUAUUGUAAGAGCUGCUCAGGACUUUUGCCAGUUAGUAGCCCAGAAGCAAAAGAGACCCACAGAUUUGGAUGUAGAUACGUUAGGCAGUUUACUUAGUUCAAAUGGUUGUCCUGAUCCUGAUUUAGUAUUGAAGUUCGGUCCUGUGGACAGCACAUUAGGCUUUCUUCCCUGGCACAUCAGAUUGACUGAGAUUGUCUCUUUGCCUUCCCACCUAAACAUCAGUUAUGAGGACUUUUUCUCUGCCCUUCGUCAAUAUGCAGCCUGUGAACAGCGUCUGGGAAAGUAGUGGUCAUUGGUUGCAUAAUUUGAUUUGAGGCUUGUGGAGGAAAGGACCCAAGUGACUCUGAUGUUUACAAAGCACCUAUGAAACCCUGUACACACCUAGUUCAUAAUCCUCAUAAUUUAUCAACAAACACAAAAAAGUGUCUUACUUGAGAGUGAGUGUGUGUGUGUGCGUGUGCACGUGCACACAUGUGCACGUUUGUAUGUAUGGAAAUAAACUUAUAAAUGGGGACAUAUUGGAGAAGGAAAUACAUAGACCUACAACUUUGAGCAAAUAGCAGUGAUAUUUUAGGAACUGAAAUGUCACACUUAAAGUCUUCAGCCCAGCUACUUCCCUAUUUUUGUGGGGAGAAGAGGGCCUGAUUAGAACUGUUCUGGUUGUGUUUGGCGGGAGGGGAAUAAUUUUUGUUCAGUCCUUCUUAGUGACCAAACUUUAAUUUUUAAGAAUAAUAUAUUGACUUACUGAACUGAAGCAUUCUGAGUUGAAAGGAGCUCCAGAGGAGUGGAGUUCUAUGUUGCUCACAUGUUAAAAUCUUGCUCCCCUUCAGAGCAGAGGGAAUACCUAUCUUCAGAUAUCCGUCCAUUUUCAUCUCUUAAUUGUAGUCAAAAGUAUGACUUGAGAGUGUUGCUCUGGUAUUCUGAGAGUGUUGCUCUGGUAUUCUGAGAGUGUUGCUCUGUAUUCUGGGUUCUGAAGAUUAUUUGAAAAAUAACUCUUACUACAUUGAAAUGCAGACUUUUAAAAAUUUAAACAUUGGAUUAGGCAGUCAAAAAAAACCAAGCAAGCAUAAAAGGUCAAUAAGUUGUAAUCUUGAUAGUAAAGGUGGAAAACUUAUUAUAAAUGGAAAGAAAGUUUUGAUUUCCUUUUUUGUUUGAUGGGCAGUAUGCCAUAUUAUACCCAAAGUUCUUUUAAAAAAUAUUUCCAUCAACUAUUUUUAUUUAAAAUAAACAUUUGAGGGAAGUUACCAAGGCAGCUUUUUUCCUCAAAAGUAACCUGUUCCUCUUUGGAAUAGCACAUUUUAGGGGCAUGGUUAAUACCUGAGAUUUUUACUCAGUAAAUCCUGAUGGUUACUGUGUGUAAAAUAUCUUUAAGUAGGAUUGAAGGCCUCUGGGGGGGAAUAAAAUAUUACCAAAGUCUAUAAAAAUAAAUUUUACAUGUUCUCUUUUAUGACAGAGAGCAGCACUGGUUCUGUUAUUUUUAAAAUGAAUAAUUGAUUUCUUGAUAGGUGUUUAAUAUUUCUUCCCUCACUGCUGAUUCUUAGAUAGAAACCAUUCUUUAUAUUUGAUAGACUGUUUUCAGAAAACCCUUAUAAACAAGUGUACAAUACUUAUCUAAAACUAUACAUUUAGAAUGGAGCAGUUUAAUACUAGAUCUCAGAAGUUUGAAAAAUAGCAAAGAAGACUGGAUUUGGAAAGCAUGGUCUACAAUUGGUUGUUAAAUUCUGAAGCUAUGAAGAAUAAAUGUUUCAACUUUGGAUUAUGAAACCCCAUUUAUGAUUUUUUAAAUACACUUGAAAUAAAAAUGAUUAAACUAAAUUUUGGUCCAGUGACAUUACUUUGCACUGCAUAAUCCAUUAUACAUUGUACGACUUUUUUUUUGUUUUAAUUUAUUACUGAGAGUUUUGUGUGAAGCUACAGCAUAUCUAAUCAGAGAAUUUCUGAUUCCUUAUACUGUGAUUAUGUUAUAUUGAGGCAUUUGUAGUGCAGCUGAAGACUGAAUUUAUGCCUUUUGUAAACAUGAUAGGUAUAAAUGUCUUAUAAACAUUCUGGAGUAUAUAUAGCUUUAAUGAAUGAAAUUUAUGGACCUGAUUAAAAUGAAGGGAUUUAAUCGUUGUUAAAGUUAAGUUAGUCAAAUAAAUUACCUACUGGAAUAUAGCCCAAGCCAGUAAAGGUUUAAUAUUUGCAUUUUCAUGCUUUUAUUUUCUCCUUCCAUUCAUAAGUAUAUACUUGAAAGUACAUCUGUAGCCUAUGAUUUGAGUCUCUUGAAGUUCUAGGAAGAGGCAAACUACAAACUACUAGGAUUCUGAUUUCAGAUAUAGUCAUUCCAGAACCUUCUCUUUAUGAGUUCACCUGCUAGUACAAUCUCCACAACUUGAAUGGCAUUGGUUGUUCUAUAAUUCCUGCCAAAAGCAUCACAAGUUGUACAUCAUCAAGGCUCCUUUUGCACUCCCAAGAAGAACUGGUAAUUUUAAACAAAAGUAUGUGUCUUUAUUUGUAUUGGAAAAUACUGUCUUUAAAUUGUUUCUUGUUGACACUCCCCACAAUGGAAAAAUUACCGAAUUAAACCUGUUUUAUGGAUGGCAGCUUGGAGCAUAGCAAGAAGUUGGAGGAUUUGAAUUCCAUUCCCAGUUCUCAUUGUGUUUUGUUUCUUAAAACUAUAAUAAUCGGUUACUGUUAUAAAGUUUAAAAGGUGGUUUUAAUGUGAAUAGCAAAUUCUGGUAUAUCGUGACUAAUGCUUAAGAAUGCCUGUCUUUGAGAGGAAGGUGUCAUAAUAUUAAUGAACAGUGCCAAAUACACUGUGCAUAUCUGCAAUUUAAUCUUUGAAUGUAUGUUACUGGAUUAGCUCCCUCCUCCUGUGUGAUGGUACCAUGCAUAGAGUCAAUCAAAUCCUUGUGAUGUUUUGUAUGGACUUUGACAACAUGUAAAUAAUGUGUAAAGCCAGUUUUUAUGAUUAAGGAAUCAAAUUUAUUGAAUUUUAUUAUUGAAAGUUGAAACUUAACAUGUAUGAACAAAAACCAAUAAAAGAAUAUACUCUUUUCAUUGACUAUA